UCCAAAGAUCUCUCGGUGGAAAAAGACUUUUUAUAGAAAUUCGGCCAACACCGCUACAGAAUGAGAUAGGUGAUUGUUAUUUUUCUAUCUUUUCGCCAAUGGUACUCCGUUUCGUGGUACCCCGUUGCGUGAGAACCUCUGUGUCUUCUCACGCGGUAAAAAAAAUCUUUAUUUUUGUACCAACAACUGGGUGGUAUAAAUAGCUGGACAUCGACAUUCAUGACGAUCAAAGAGCUUUCCAAGACGCUGGUGACCAUUUGCAUAGACCAGUAAUGUUAUCUUUAAAGUGGACGUGUGCGGUACUAACUUUAUCUGUGAUCGUUGGGGUUGCCUUAACCAAGAAGAAAAAUUCCUCUCCCAGCCCUAGCACUGGCUCUAGUAGUUCCAGCAGCAGUAGCAGCACCACUACACGAAAACCUCCAAUUACCGUUAUCGAUGACCUCGACGACCUGCUAGUGCAGGCGACAGGCUGGAAUGGAGGUGGGGGAGGAGGAGGAGGAGGUGGCGGAUGGCCAAGCGGAAAUGGUGGCUCUAAAGCUGGUAAUGGUAACGGUGGGUCCCUCCAAGUCCAGGCUAUUCCUGUUCAGAUCAGUGUCAUGCCACAAAUGAUGAACGGGGGUGGAAAAGGUGGCGGAGGUGGAUGGCCUAGUGGAAACGGAGGCGGAGGUGGAUGGCCUAGUGGAGGUAAUGGAGGAGGCAAAGGAGGAGGUGGCUGGUCGAUGGGAGGAGGAGGAGCCGCAAAAGGAGACAGUCAACAGAUGGCUCUAGCUCUGCUUGCAGUACCUAUCAAAAUCCAACAACCAGCUCCCAGUAGUGGCGGCAAAGGCGGCAAAGGAGGGGGAGGGGGAAAUGGUGGGGGCGGCUGGUGGUAAUCAUUAAGAGGUGUGAAAAUCUGGUUUUGAAAAGCGGGAAAAUUAAUGAAUUGAUCCCGAUGAAAGUGUGACGAAAGAAAUUGUAUCAUAAUACAUAUGGAUUAUAAAAAUAUCUAAAGAUUGUGAACUAUACGAACUCUUUUAAAAGCAUUUACUGCAUUUGAAAAGUGUAGUAUCAAUACAUGUUAGGGAAUGAUGUUGAGCGUGUUGAAGUUAAAACAUAAACUUCGGUAAAAGAAUAUGGAUAACUAAAGCGUGGAAAAUUUUUAUAUUAUAUCAGUGCUGAAUAAUAAAAAAAUGGCUUAUGAUGAUGAAUGCAUAGUGAUACAGUCAUGCUAUAUGAAAUUCCUUUCCGAAUGUGUCGUGAAGAAAUAGAAAUAAAUGUAUGAUGUCCUAAAAUUGUCCAAGACACAUUUUGUUUUAAUAUCAUACAUAUUUAUUAAGUAUCCUUAUUAAAAUCUGCCCUAAAUUCGAUUAAAAGAAGUAUAGGAACAUACAUAAAGUAAGAAACAACACAAUACAUGUAUAAGUACUAUUUUGCAAUAUUGAUAAUAAACUCAUUAUAAAAC
This is a messenger RNA of Stegodyphus dumicola, 1441 nucleotides long. RefSeq lists its product as uncharacterized. Lineage: Eukaryota; Metazoa; Arthropoda; Arachnida; Araneae; Eresidae. The record is from RefSeq and is a predicted model, not a curated record.